Messenger RNA from Malurus melanocephalus (red-backed fairy wren), 1207 nucleotides. Its product is annotated as CMRF35-like molecule 5. The record is from RefSeq and is a predicted model, not a curated record. NCBI's taxonomy places the organism in Eukaryota, Metazoa, Chordata, Aves, Passeriformes, Maluridae. Bases 170 to 862 code for a protein of 230 amino acids. Gene Ontology annotation, molecular function: transmembrane signaling receptor activity. Gene Ontology annotation, cellular component: plasma membrane. The transcript is spliced from 4 exons.
UUAUUUCAGAGGAAAAGCAGAGACUGUCACGAAACAACCCGGGUGAGUCAUGACCCCCGGGUGAACGGGAGGAAGCAACUAUCUUAAAAAGAAGACAUCAGAGUCUGCGGGUAAGCCUUGCCCAAGGUCGCGACAGGAGAAGGUGGCUUUGAAAACUCCUGGGACACCCAUGUGCGGGUGCUGGCUCUAUCCCACAGGAUAUUUUUGGAAAAACAGCGGGGAAGGCCUCACCUUGGGAGCAAGAAGCUGGAAAAUGAGGAUUUUCUUGGUUUGGACCCUUUUCCUCGUGAAAGCCACGAGCACAGGUGGCCAGGCGGUGACAGGCCCCAAGCAGGUGACAGUGGAGAAGGGCAGCUCCCUGGCAGUGUCCUGCAGCUACAAGCCACGCUUCGAGCUCAACUCCAAGUACUGGUGCCGCAAAAACUCCCUCCAGAUUUGCUUGACCUACAUCAUCCAAACGGAUGGCUYGGAGGUGACAGUGACGAGGGACAGGGUGUCCAUCAGGGACAACCACACGGCACACGCAUUCACGGUGACGCUGAGCCAUGUCACACUGAGAGAUGCAGGCCGGUACUCCUGUGGGGUGAGGAGCAAGGGGGGGAUCCACCGGUGGCACAGCACCCAAGUGAUGGUCUCUGCAGUUUUUUCAAAGACAACUAGGGGCAGCRGUUUUUCACACACAGCUGGGGACGUGAACACACAGCCCACCAACCCUCCGUGCCCCAGGGACUGUGGGGAGCCUCCAGCGAUGUCGCAGAUCAGUGUCAUCUACUUGCUGCUUCUCCUCAGCAUCAAGGUGCCCAUAGCGCUGGCCGUGGUUUGUGGGGCAGACUGGGUGAGGAGCCGGUGCAGGAGCCAUUGAAAUCCUGCAACUCCKGGGGAUGUCCAGCAGCACUGGGGCAUGGGGCUGCACAUUUGCCMAAAUCCCUCACAGGGGCCAAAGGGAAACCCUCCUGCCCUCCAUGCCCCUCGCCCUGCUGGACUGUGCCACCCAUCACGGCCACCCCAUGCCAGGAGUUGCUCAGCUCCUCGUGCUUCUCAUCCCUGGAAAACCUCGGCCACUCGUGGCAGCCUCUGUGCUGGAGAGAGAAGGGUUUGGGGUGCAGAGAGCCUGUGCCUGCUGAGCUGCAGCUGCCAGCUGAAGACAAUUUUGCAAUAAAGGCUGGGUAUCCUGCAGGUCCCUGUGUCUGCCUGUCUGUCUGUCCAU